Colletotrichum godetiae is the source of this 2788-nucleotide messenger RNA. Its product is annotated as WD40-repeat-containing domain protein. Gene Ontology annotation, cellular component: cytoplasm; nucleus. The coding region runs from base 246 to 2555 and encodes 769 amino acids. Gene Ontology annotation, molecular function: ubiquitin binding. Lineage: Eukaryota; Fungi; Ascomycota; Sordariomycetes; Glomerellales; Glomerellaceae. Gene Ontology annotation, biological process: proteasome-mediated ubiquitin-dependent protein catabolic process; ubiquitin recycling. The record is from RefSeq and is a predicted model, not a curated record. The transcript is spliced from 3 exons.
GACACUGUGGCGCAUUGGACCGUUCCCGCUUCCGUCGUCGUCGUCGUCGUCGUCUAGCUACCUACACUACUUGACGGUACCUUACCUCCAUAGCUUAAGGUGAGGAAGGUAUCGCCCUCCACCACGAAUCAAAACAACACAGGACACUUCCACGGAGGCUUCUACCAAGGUACGAGCGAGCUUUCCACACAACUGGACUCUUUUUGAUACCUACUUUUCCCGACCUCCAUAACAGAUUGCCAGCAAUGACGACAUACUUCAAGCUAUCCGCCCAGGUGUCUGGCCACGAUUCAGACGUCAAGGCAGUCAGCUUUCCUUCUCCUCAAACACUACUCACUGCCUCUCGAGAUGGCAGUGUACGAGUCUGGCGUCAAACGUCUGGGCCCCCACCGACUUUCGAACCUUCAAUCUCAAGUCAAACGUCCGAAUUCGUCAACGCUGUCACAUACCUUCAACCCUCUGAAGCAUACCCAGAUGGACUGAUUGCCUCCGGUGGCAAGGAUACCAUAGUCGAAGUCAAACAACCCCAAGCUGCUCCGGGUGACAACGCCGAAAGACUUUUGAUUGGUCACUCCCAAAACGUGUGUACUCUGGAUGUGUCGCCCAAGGGAUCCUACCUUGUAUCAGGCGGGUGGGAUGCUCAGGCCAUCGUUUGGGAUAUCAACACUUGGGAGCCUAAGAUUCGCCUCAGUGGCCAUGAUAAGAGUGUGUGGGCUGUCCUUGCUCUCGACGAGGACACGGUAGUCACGGGUUGCGCCGAUACAAGCAUCCGCAUUUACAAGCUUCCCUCCGCCAUUGCCGGAGACGCCGAACCACAGUCAACUAUUCACACACCUGAGGUUAUUCGUGCUCUCGCAAAGGUUCCCAAGGGCCAUGCGAGUGGAGCUGAUAUCGCAAGUGCCAGCAACGAUGGCAUCAUCAGGCUGUGGAAGUUGAACGGGCAGCAAGUUGGGGAGCUAAUCGGCCACGAGAACUUCAUCUACGCUUUGACAAGUCUUCCCUCGGGUGAAUUAGUCAGCUCCGGAGAGGAUCGCACUGUACGGAUAUGGAAGGGAAACGAGUGCAUUCAGACCAUCACACACCCCGCCAUCUCAGUCUGGGCUGUCGCUGCGAACCAGGAGUCUGGCGACAUCAUUACAGGAGCCAGCGAUGGUAUUGUGCGUGUCUUUACUCGCAAUGCUGAGCGGGCAGCCAGUGCCGAUGCCAUCUCGGCGUUCGAGGAGUCGGUGAAGGCUUCAGCAAUUCCUCAGCAACAAUUACCAGACAUCAACAAGGAGAAGCUACCUGGUCCCGAGUUCCUUCAGUCUAGGUCGGGUACCAAGGACGGCCAGGUGCAGAUGAUCAACGAGGGCAAUGGCCUGAUCACUGCCCACCAAUGGUCCCAAGGUCAACAACAAUGGAUCAACAUUGGCACCGUGGUUGACUCCGCUGGAAGUAGCGGGAGGAAGACAGAGCACAAUGGCAAGUCUUAUGACUACGUUUUUGAUGUUGAUAUUGAGGACGGAAAGCCACCCUUGAAGCUGCCUUACAACCUGUCCCAAAAUCCUUACGACGCAGCGACAACGUUUCUCAAUGACAACGAGCUACCCCUGAGUUACCUGGACAACGUGGCCGGCUUCAUCACUCAGAACACCAAAGGUGCUACUCUAGGCCAGUCAGCACCCUCGGGUGGCGCUGAUCCUUACGGCACGGAGUCGAGAUAUCGCCCUGGCGAGUCCGAAACUGCAGCGCCUAAUCUGCUGCCGCACACCGAGUACCUCUUCAUCACGGCCGGCAAAUACGAUGCCAUGAUUAACAAAAUCCUCGCCAUCAACACGAACAUGAUUUCGUCCGGUCGCAAGGACGCUGCCCUGAAUCCCAACGAGCAAAGCAUACUUAAGGCUGUCAAGGAGGCCAUUGAAUCUUCGACGGCCGUUAGCCAACAAGGCAUCGAUCUCGCGGUCAAGAUCGUGACACACUGGCCUUAUGCCGAGCGCCUCGCUGGCUUGGAUCUGUUAAGAUGUGUUGCGCCGGCACCCCUUGCUGCUGACCUUGCACUUCCGGGUGCUUCUUUCCUCCAGAUUGUUGCGACGAGCGCUUUGGAGGCGACAGACGGUGCCGCGCCCAAUGAGAAUUCGGCUAUGAUGGCACUCCGUGCAUUUGCCAACAUAUUCAGCUCCCCUAAGGGUCGAGCGCUAGCCGCGAAGGAGGCUCCUCUUGCAGCGAGCGUUGUCGAGCGUGUGUUGGGCAUUUCUGGUGGUGCUGCGAUUGGUCCUUCCAAUCGCAAUGUCCUAGUUGCUGCGACUACUACUUUAAUUAACUACGCCGUGCUCGCCUUCAAGGAGAAGUCCAGGCAAGAGUCGAAACGUCUCAUCCAGGCCCUCGGAAAGAUACUGUCUACGCAAUCUGACUCGGAGGUUAUCUACCGAGCGCUUGUCGCGUUGGGAACGUUUGCUUCUACCAACAAGGCCGAGGUGAAGAGUCUUGGUGGCGAGGGUUGGAUCAAGGGGGCUAUUGACCGGAUUUCAGAGCCGCGGGUGAAGCAUGUGGGACAAGAAGCCCUCCAACAGCUAUGAACGGCGCAGGGGUGUAGUGGGAUUUAUGUGGGUUAAUGAGACUUGCGACAGGGUGACGGCUGUGAUGGUCCUGAGAGUGCGCGCCUGCUGGCGCUCCCGCGAAACGGGAGAAAGGGGCGAAACGUUGGGAGGGUUGCGGGCGUAAAUGGUUAGUUCGAAUAGAGAGUCAAAUAGCUGGCCAUCGUGGACCGCCAUCCAUAGAGUGAUGGAUUCCCCAAUAGACUAUGUGUCAU